AUGAAGAAAAACCCUUGCCGACUGAUACUGACCGCAUCAUGUCCAUCAAGGCAGCGCUUCUCCACAGCGGAGGCCGCGGUUCCUCCAGCUGUGGUUUCUCCGCGACAAUCGGAAAAGCUGUAUCAUAAACUGUCGGCUUUAGGAGCGACGGGAGGCAGUGUAUCAAGGACGUUAAAUGAGCACAUAAUGGAAGGAAAAACAAUAACUAAAAUAGAACUCUCUCGUUGCAUUAGAGAGCUACGAAAGUAUCGAAGAUUCGAUCACGCCUUUGAGAUAAUGGAAUGGAUGGAGAAGCGGAAAAUGAAUUUUUCUUACGCAGACCGUGCAAUACGAUUAGAUCUUAUAGGAAAAGCCAGAGGUAUAGCUGCAGCUGAGGAUUACUUUAAUGGACUUUCACCUUCUGCCAAAAAUCACCACACGAGUUAUGGAGCUCUUUUGAAUUGUUAUUGUAAGGAACUUAUGUCUGAUAAGGCAUUAGCUCUUUUUCAAGAAAUGGAUGAAAAAAAGUUUCUUUACUCUUCUUUACCUUUUAACAAUCUCAUGUCAAUGUACAUGAGAUUAGGCCAACCUGAGAAAGUCCCUCCUUUAGUAGAUGAGAUGAAGAAGAGGAAAGUUUCUCCGUGUUCUUUUACUUAUAAUAUUUGGAUGCAGAGUUAUGGAUGUUUGAAUGAUUUUCAGGGGGUAGACAGGGUUCUUCGUGAGAUCGUAAAUGAUGGCGGUAAGGAUAAUUUGCAGUGGACGACUUACAGUAAUUUGGCUACAAUUUAUCUCAAGGCUGGUAUUUUUGAGAAAGCUGAAUCAGCUCUUAAAAAAUUAGAGGCAAUAAUGGGUUUUCGGAAUCGGGAGGCUUAUCAUUUUCUGAUUAGCAUAUAUGCCGGUACUGGUAAUUCAAAUGAGGUCAAUCGAGUGUGGGGAUUGCUGAAAUCAAGCUUUAAUAUGAUUAACAAUUUGAGUUACCUUGUGAUGCUUCAGGCACUUGCCAAAUUGAAAGAUGUUGAGGGUGUUGCAAAGUGUUUCAGGGAGUGGGAAUCUGGAUGCACUAAUUAUGAUAUGAGGAUAGCAAAUGUUGCUAUAAGGGUAUUUCUACAGCACGACAUGUAUGAAGAAGCUGAAUUGAUAUUUGAUGAUGCCCUUAAGAGGACUAGAGGACCUUUCUUCAAGGCUCGAGAGAGGUUUAUGCUUUUCUUCUUGAAGAUUCAUCAGCUCGACUUGGCUUUGAAGCAUAUGAGAGCAGCUUUUUCUGAAUCUGAGAAGCAUGAGUGGAAGCCGCUUCAAGAAACAGUGAAUGCGUAUUUUGAUUAUUUCCGCACAGAGAAAGAUGUUGAUGGGGCUGAGAAGCUCUCCAAGAUUUUGAAGCAUAUUAAUUGUCUCAAUUCCAGUGUCUACAGUUUGCUGCUUAAGACUUACAUAGCUGCUGGCAAACUGGCUCCUGAGAUGCGGCAGAGGCUGGAGGAAGAUAAUAUUGAAAUUAGCGAUGAGCUUGAGUACUUGCUUGAAAGUGUCUGUCCCAAAUGAAUAACAAUUAUUGGGUUCUCAGAAGAAAUUGUUGUCGUCAACCUUUAGAAGUUGGUUGAUGUCAAAUUUGAUCCAUCAGAUGCGCAACAACCUUUUCUUUAGUCAUCGAAGCAACAACCUUUCAGCGGUUAAUUUGUGGAUUAGACAUGCUGUUUGCAAAUUCUUCACUUCAACAAAUUCACGGAAGAGGCCAAGAAAAAGGAUAAAGAAAGAAGAAAUUAGAUGAAAAGAGCAAUGUUUUAAAUUAAAGCCAGGCGGAAAACUUUAAUCACAAUAAUAGACAUUCAUCAAAAAUUCAUUUUCUUCUUCUUUU
Molecule: messenger RNA, 1828 nt
Organism: Ricinus communis (castor bean)
Lineage: Eukaryota; Viridiplantae; Streptophyta; Magnoliopsida; Malpighiales; Euphorbiaceae
Product: pentatricopeptide repeat-containing protein At1g02370, mitochondrial
Exons: 2
Coding region: 1-1515 (504 amino acids)
Cellular component (GO): mitochondrion
Molecular function (GO): protein binding
Source: RefSeq, a predicted model, not a curated record